Peniophora sp. CBMAI 1063 is the source of this 1350-nucleotide messenger RNA. Lineage: Eukaryota; Fungi; Basidiomycota; Agaricomycetes; Russulales; Peniophoraceae. The record is from the annotation of a GenBank genome assembly.
AUGCUCACGCCCGAACAGGAGGGCCACCUCCGCCUGCUCGUCCAACACACCAUGCGUGCAUUCUACGAGCCCCGAUUCAUUAUUGCAAUGGACCAGCUAGCCCGGCACAAUGUCAUCAAGGACGAGGAACUCGCCGGCAGACUUGGCCUAAAUACCAAGGAGGUCAACAAGAUCAUGGCCGUGCUGGAGAAGGAUGGGCUAGUACAAGUGCAGCGGCAGAACGAGCUCAAGGACGGCGCACAGCGCUCGGUCGCCCGCCAAUACUUCUAUCUCGACUUCAAACACUUCUGUGACGUUGUCAAAUGGCGCAUGGCACAGAUGCGUCACAUCAUCGACUCGAAGCUGCGUAAUGAACUCGACAACAAGGGCUACGUCUGUCCACAGUGCAAGAAGCAAUAUACACCGCUCGAAGCAGAUCGUCUGCUCGACAUGUCCCGCAUGAUCUUCGCCUGUGAGGUCUGUCACCACGAGCUUAUCGACAACGAGGACGAUGAAAGCGUCCGCGGCAGUCAAGACCGUAUGGAGCGCUUCAACAAGCAGAUGCGCUUCAUUCUCGACGGCUUGCGUAAGUCAGAGGAGAUGGUCAUGCCAGCUUUCGAUGUCUCCGCGGUCAUCAAAGCCCAGUAUACCGAGGCCGCUGCUGCGCAGGCUGCCAACGGCGAGCCUGGCGCAGGUCUCAAGAUUGCCGGCUCCAGUGGCCCUACAGCGCUAGAGACGAACAAGAUCGGUGUCAUGUUGACAGUGGACAAGGAUGCCGAUACUGUACGGCGCGAACGCGAGGCUGAAGCGGCUGCGAGGAGACAGCAGAAUGCCCUCCCGGCGUGGCACUUGAAGAGUACGGUUUCUGGUGACUUGACGGCGCUUGGCAUUCGUGAGGCCGAGAGUGCCAGUGCACACGCUCAUCAAGACUUUGCCGAGAUGAUGAAGGGAGAUGAAAGUCUGGCGGGAUUGGGAAGGGUAGGGCCAGCGAUCGUUGGCGGACAAGCGGAUGGAGGGGACGUCAAACCUGUCAUCAGCAAUGAGCCUCAGGAAGAUGAGCUCGACCAGUAUUAUGCAUCACUCGCUGCGACGCCUGCGCUAUCUCAAUCGGUGUCAACGCCGGUCGACGACGACUUCGACGUGUCCGGGUCUCGGAAACGUUCGCGCUCAGCGGAGGACGUUGGCGGAGGUCCGAACAAACAACCGCGAUUGGACGACACAGGAGAUGGGGCUAUGGUGGUGGAUGGAGAUGAUCCUAUCGUAUAUGUGGCUGGAGAGGCGCGUGCUUUAUCAAGCAUAACAGACGCAGAUCAGGAGCGCAUGACUGAGGAUGAAUACACGGCAUAUGCGGAAGCGAUGAUGAGCAUGUAA